GGUACAUACGAAACGGACCAUCGUUGUGCUGUCCACGGUCAGCACAACCUACAUCGUUGUCUUCUUCAUUCACAUGUGCCUGGACACGCUGUUUUCCGAGGAGCCUGUGGUACCAUUGUGGCCGUUCGUGCCACACGCUGGUGCUUGGGGCGGGCUGUUCGGCCGGCUCUUCUACGGCGCCUGCAUGCUUAUUUGGCUUCCACCCGGCCUGUGCGUCAUCCUGGCCUUGAUUAUUUCGACCGCCGUGCCUGCAGGGCUGCACCAUGCCCUAGCACAGCGGCUAGAGUUCACGGUUGCCUCUAGCAAAGCCCUGGACGUGGUGCAGGACGUGGUCGCCAAGCACCGGCGGCUGCGCCUCCUCACUCACGGCCUGACUGGGUACUUCUCAGCGAAGCUGGCGCAUAUUCAGUGCGCCUCAUUCAUCAGCACGGUCUUCGCCUUAAUCAGUGUGGUUUGCGACGACGUCAGCUUCACGAUGGUUCUUUUGCUGCUCCCCAUUGUGAAUGACUUCCUCCAGUUCUCGUACCUCAGCCAGGAGCUCUCCGACUCGAGCGUUUCAUUGGCAACGUCCGCCUACUACGCUGCUACCGGCGGCUGCGUGAGUCUACCGGAGGCCCGCGCGCUCGCUCUCGUCAUGAGGACCGCCAGCACCACCCCAGCCCUGCGCUGUAGGGGAGUAGGGCGGCUCAGCCUCGCCGCAGCGGGGGAGGCCCUGGGCAAGCUGUGGAAAGUAGUCAGCCUGCUACGCGACAAGCUUUAACGUUCAUUGCACACGGGCGGAAGACGGAAUUUUCUUUGGAAUAUUUAUUUGAUUGCAUUGCAGCAGGGUCGCAAUUUGAACUCUAGUACGUUCUUAAUGCCUAAGUUCAUCUGAACUUUGUCAAUUUCCGGACGACUUUAAGGAUACAAUCGUCUUUGGCGCGUUGUUUUUCUGAAGUGACAUAUUCGGGAAACUCUAGGAAUCUGAAGUAACUCUUCUAUAUUUCGUCAGAACACGACGAAAGUCGUUUUCACUUACGUUUGCAAAAAUUAACGGAGUUUACAAUGUACUCUCUGACAUCGAACUGGGCAGAGGUAGUGUAAUAAUUCUACAUUCCCACAGUACUGCUUUAUAAGGACGAUAGGGAUUAUGGGAUGAAUGUUCCCCGAAGCGCGAAGACGCAAUGUGGCUCCUGUGCCCACCUCAAGCUUUCUAAACACUCCCACAAGUGAAGAAAAUGUCCGAUGGUCAAACCGAGUCUAAAAUUUGUAGUACUAGAGUUGCGGAACUCAGCCUACGAAUAAGCCAAUUAGAGCCACAGGAUAAGCAGUUCAAAAUCUUAACGACAUAUAUAAGUUUCUUUCUUACAUAAACUAGAUCUUUUCAAAGUCAUGUUAUACUUAAUGAUACCCACGUUAUCCUUAAAAUGCCUCCGAUAAAAAUGUUCCAACAUGUUCGGAUCUGAACAAAGUCGAACGAACCGAACACAAAAUUUGUUCGAUCGUUGCCGAACAUAAAGUGUUUGAGUACGAACUCUUCGAAAAAUAACGUCUAAAGUAUUCGUUGUCAAAAAAUGUCCGAUGCAUUGCGCAAAAACUUGUCUAAACAGCACGGCAAAGGCGGAAAUGAAGUAACUAUGAACCAGUCGUUUUCAGCUUUGUUGUAUGCAGUGCUCUUUCUCUCUUCAUGAUUUUCUUUAGAGUCAGCACAACCAUACAAAUAACAGUAGCAUGCUCCUCACUUCCAGCCAUGUAAAUAACUAGACUUGGGUUUAACAGAGCUACUUCUUCUGAGGAUGGAACUUUUAACCACCUUAAUUGGGUUUUAAUUGUAGACAAUAUAUUUUUUCUUGUACUUGUCCUC
Molecule: messenger RNA, 1843 nt
Organism: Frankliniella occidentalis (western flower thrips)
Lineage: Eukaryota; Metazoa; Arthropoda; Insecta; Thysanoptera; Thripidae
Exons: 2
Coding region: 74-760 (228 amino acids)
Source: RefSeq, a predicted model, not a curated record